AUGGCGAGCUACGAAACUGAACACGCUCGUGAUGCCCCUCAAACCAACCGUGCUCGACGGCCGGAUCUCUCCUCUCUGAAUGCCCUCAUCACAGAAAUUGCCCCGGAAGCACGAGAACGAAGAACAAGAGAGCACGCCGUGCCAGUUCCCGGAGACAUUUCUGCUGCCUUCACCCAGUUUGCUGAUGCUUUACAAGUCAUGCAAAGAGAGAACGAUAAUGCAGACACCGAUCUGCUUCAGAAUAUGAUUUCUAAUCUUCUAGCAACAGCCGAGCGACCACCGACAGAAGUUAAAGGUGUCGACGAGGAAUAUAUUGCAAAGCUAGAAAGAGUCCCUAUCAAGAAGGUCAAGUCAGAUGCGGAUUGUCCAAUAUGUGGCAAUGAAUUUAGAGAAGAUCCUCAUCCACUGCUUGUGCGCUUGCCUUGCCACGACUCUCACAUCUUUGACAUGGAAUGCAUCAGGCCGUGGUUGCUCCUUAAUGGGACUUGUCCUCUCGACAGGGUGGACCUAGCUAAGAAAGAGAGAGAUAGGAAGCAAAAGCAGCUUGACGAUAUCAAGAAAAAUGCUGCUCCCGAGGACGAAGAAGAAGAGUGGGAUGGUCUAUACGGUUAA
Lithohypha guttulata is the source of this 612-nucleotide messenger RNA. RefSeq lists its product as uncharacterized. Lineage: Eukaryota; Fungi; Ascomycota; Eurotiomycetes; Chaetothyriales; Trichomeriaceae. Gene Ontology annotation, molecular function: ubiquitin protein ligase activity. The transcript is spliced from 2 exons. Bases 1 to 612 code for a protein of 203 amino acids. Gene Ontology annotation, cellular component: cytoplasm. The record is from RefSeq and is a predicted model, not a curated record. Gene Ontology annotation, biological process: protein ubiquitination.